AGCUUACGCAAUGACAGCAUUGUGUAGAAAGGACUUGUGCGUCGCUGUCAUGUGACUCGGAGGCAUGAGUCGACAUUUUGGCUUUGGGCAAGAAUGUGGUUGCUGAGUAGAGGCGCAGCCUGCAGUUGUUGGAAAGUAUGUUGGAACCAUCUACUGUUAGUACCUGCCUAUCUCCAGCAGUUCACUAUAUGAUCUGCAAGGUUGGAUUUGAGCUGCAGGGCAGUUAUGAUAUCAGAAGAAUCCUAACUAUAGACAAUGAAGUGUGCUGGGAGGCUCUCAGUGAGAAUAUGUGUUAUAAAGCUACAGGGGAGUUUCUGGAUUUUAUACAAAGCAUCAGGCAGCUGGGACCGUUGUGUCAAGCAGUCCAUACACAUUUCACAUCACUUUCCUCUACAGAGUUUGAAGAACAGUUUGGAUGGUGCUUCCACUGGACUGAAAAUACAGAGUUAUUUCUUAGAGCUUUUAAAGCACUGAAGAGCUUAAGCGGUGUUAAUAUCUCCCUGAGUAUGAUGAAAGUGACAUCAUGUUUAGAGAGAUCACUGGGUGAUGUUUAUUUAAUGGUUGGGAAGGAAUGUCCUUUCUUACUAAGAGAUCUGCUGGCAUCUACAGAACUGGCUGCAAUCCUCAGUAAACCAGUGAUGGAUGUGCUAAAGGUAUUCCUAGGCUCACCAGAAAGCCUUAAUCUUCGAAACAUACUGUGGCAUGGAUUUGCAUCUCCUGAUGAUAUUCCGGCCAAGUAUUGUUCCACCCUUUUGCUAUUAACAGCUGGGUUAGGACAGCUGCUAAAAACCUACCUCUCCCUAACCCAUUUGCCACUUGAACAUAGACCUUACUUUCUGUUGAAUAGCCCUAAGGACAUGCAAGUAUUUCCAAGUAUCAGUGACAAGGCACUUUUUGCUGCAGAAUUAUUGAUUGUCAAGUCUAAAUUUGCGUUGCCACAUAUGACAUCAUUCUGGAUUGAAGCCAUUGCAGCUUUCCAGCAAGGCAGGUAUGCAGAUUGUGUUAUACUAUUACUUCCUCAACUUGAAUGCAGUCUACGUUUGGUUUUUACAGUGGUUAAUAAGUGCCCAAACAGAAUGCUUACUGCUGAGUCUGCUGUUUUAUACACGACUUUUGAUGAGAUCCUGACUGAGCAACUGGAUAGUGGAUCUGAAAAUCAAGUCCCAUACACUUUGGGAGAACCAGCAAUGGAGUUUCUAUUGGACUUUUUGAAUCAUCAGGAAGGCCCACGAAUAAGAGACCAUCUCAGCCACGGGGAAAUACAACUGAAUGAAUUUCCCAAAGAAAUAGCCAAUCAGUUAAUGUUUUUUUCUCUGGUGAUGCUAUAUAAGAAUGUAGAGCAUGAGGAUGUUUUUUUCAAGGAGAUGGCUGAUGUGUUUAAUCCGUUGAUUAAUGCUGUUGAAAGCUACAAAUCAAUGUUUCAUCCAAUUGCUCUACUUCAAAAACAGGUAAUAGAAUGCUGUGACAGUCUUCAAGAGUGGACACAUCUUCCAUCUCCUCCUGAUCAUUCUGAACAAGUUAGAAAGGUAGAAGGCAGUGCAGACCCUGGAAUGUUGUUCACUCAUGAAACACUAUAUAUUAUAUCCUUGCAUAAACACCAAAUAAAGGAUUUCACUGAUGUGGAGGAUUUGGACUACUGCAUUUUAACAGACAAGUUUACAACUAUGACCAACCUUUGCAACAAGCAUAUUAAGAAAUUGUUUUGCCAUCGAUGGGUUGUGGAAGUGGUUGGUAUUCUACGUAAAGUGAGCACACAACUUUACCUUAUAUCAAGAAAUGUUAUAUUUAUCUCAGAGCUCAGGUAUGAACAAUGGAUGCAGAAAGCACUACGCUCCCGUCAAAGGCAGAACUACAUACGUAUGUUGUACAGCAUCAAGAUCCUAACUCCUAUUCUUCGAUUAUUUGUAAUGUUGGUGAUUGUGAAUAUGCAGAACAUACACACAAUUCUUGAGAAGAAUUUAGUGGAUUACCAGAAAUAUAUAAAGUAUCUAAAAUCAAUUCUACAGUAUGCAGAGAAUAUGUCUUCUUACACAAGUUUUGAGAAGAACAGAUGGGAUGAAACUAUUGAACUAACCAGAAGAAUUCUCUUAAAAAUAACGACGUUCAAUGAUAAGCAUGAAUUAUCUCAAGCAAUAAAAGAUAACCAGCCAUAACAAUGUUGUUGUCAAUAUAAAAGAUUCCAGUGACAUUCAAUCUGGAAAGGCAAUUAAAUAAAAUACAAAAUAACAGCUACUGCUAGAGCCAUUCCAUGAAAUGCUUCAGAAUAGAACUUUGCCCAUCACUGUUUUGUCUUUUUUAAAAUGAUAAUCUAUAUAUUUUUUUUUAUUUUAAAGGAACAGGAACUCCAAAAAAUUAAAGUGUUUAAAAU
Xenopus laevis (African clawed frog) is the source of this 2368-nucleotide messenger RNA. RefSeq names its product ER membrane-associated RNA degradation S homeolog (gene ermard.S). NCBI's taxonomy places the organism in Eukaryota, Metazoa, Chordata, Amphibia, Anura, Pipidae. The coding region runs from base 138 to 2153 and encodes 671 amino acids. The record is from RefSeq and is a predicted model, not a curated record. The transcript is spliced from 18 exons.